GUCAGUUUGAAGAAUCAGGCAGUACCCUAUGGGAAUAUCAUUAAAAACAACUCAUAUAGAAUGGAGGGUCUGCCUGAUGGUGUUAUUUUCAAAGACCCUAAUUCUUAUGGUUUGUCUACUCUUAGGCAAAUCAUAAGCCAGAAAGAAUCCAUCAAAUUUGUAAACGUGACACCAGCUUCCACACUUGCCUCAUCUGCAACAUCAUCCAAGGAAUUAGAAAAUGGAAAUAUUACGGAUGUCACGGAUGCUCCAGCUAUUCCUUUAGAACUGAGAGAAGUACCCAUGGAGGAAGUAGCCGAUGCUAUAGAUAUUACUAUAGAAUUAGAAAAUGGAAAUAUUACGGAUGUCACGGAUGCUCCAGCUAUUCCUUUAGAACUGAGAGAAGUACCCAUGGAGGAAGUAGCCGAUGCUAUAGAUAUUACUAUAGAAUUAGAAAAUGGAAAUAUUACGGAUGUCACGGAUGCUCCAGCUAUUCCUUUAGAACUGAGAGAAGUACCCAUGGAGGAAGUAGCCGAUGCUAUAGAUAUUACUAUAGGUGUUUCAGACACAUUAGCCCAUGCUGUUUCCAGUGAUGCUGUAGAGGAGCAUGGUGUUGAAGUACUUACAGGUUUGAUUACAGUUUUUUCUGCAUUAUUUUAG
Mytilus californianus (California mussel) is the source of this 639-nucleotide messenger RNA. RefSeq names its product general transcription factor II-I repeat domain-containing protein 1-like. The transcript has 9 exons. The record is from RefSeq and is a predicted model, not a curated record. The coding region runs from base 61 to 639 and encodes 192 amino acids. NCBI's taxonomy places the organism in Eukaryota, Metazoa, Mollusca, Bivalvia, Mytilida, Mytilidae.